Molecule: messenger RNA, 15691 nt
Organism: Tribolium madens (black flour beetle)
Lineage: Eukaryota; Metazoa; Arthropoda; Insecta; Coleoptera; Tenebrionidae
Gene: ft
Product: cadherin-related tumor suppressor
Exons: 8
Coding region: 550-15477 (4975 amino acids)
Biological process (GO): homophilic cell-cell adhesion
Cellular component (GO): plasma membrane
Molecular function (GO): calcium ion binding
Source: RefSeq, a predicted model, not a curated record
UAAUACGGUUCGUCGUUCGUUCGUCCACUUCGCACAUGUGAGAUAAAGCGUCGCGACGCUUGAUUCCUGCAGAUUCCUCGGAUCGUCGCUGUGCCCAUCGUUGAAAUCUCCGGGAAAAAGCACAGCAGGAUUGAGUCGACGGCAUUUCCGCGAAGUGAUUCGAGUGUCACACCCGCUAGUGCAGUGCAGAUCAGUUGGAUUCUUGUCGGGUGGUAUUCGACGCCCUUUGUUGCGUGUUUCCGGGCGUCUUCUUCGGUAUGUUUUAUCCCAGAGCGAAUCCCCGUUGAUCUCGUCUGAGCCGGCCAUAUUGCAUACCAAUCCAAGAGGGACGCCGUCAUACGAUCGCUGUCGGUGCAAGAGAGACCGAUGCUCUUUUCUUGAGGCUUGAACAAGUUCGUGGACGGGGCGAGAGGCUAAGGAAUGUUAGAGCAGCACAGCAUCUAACACACGUGUCAACAAGCCGAAAUGUUGCACUGACUCCGGACUCUAAAGCGCGAGAGAUUCUAAUCGGACCAACAAUGCUGCGGUAGUGACAAAUUCGAGCAAAAAAUGCGGCUCACUUUUUGCUUUUUGGGCGCUCUUUUCUGUCUGACAGGGGCCCAACAGCCGCCUGGACCCGGCCCUGGAGACUACUCCACGCAAAUGCAAUCAAGGGCUGUCGACACAAGGGUGACUUUCGAAAUUAAGGAAGGACAACCGAAAGGAACACUAAUCGGAAAAAUACCUACGAAACCCGGAUUCAUUUAUAGAUUCAACGAACCUCCGAAGGAAUUCAGCAUGGACGCAAAAACCGGAGAAAUUCGCACGAAUGCGAUCCUCGACCGGGAAAAUCUCAAAAACGAUAGAUAUGAUCUAGUUGUCCUUUCCAGUCAACCGACUUAUCCCAUCGAGGUGCGAAUUCUUGUACUUGAUAUCAAUGAUAAUCCUCCGGAAUUCCCGGAACCGUCGAUAAGUGUCGCGUUUUCUGAAAGCGCGGCUGCCGGAACUCGUCUUCUUCUAGACGCAGCCAGCGAUAAAGACAUCGGAAUCAAUGGUGUUUCCGACGAUUAUCGCAUCAUCGACGGCAAUAAAGACGACAAGUUUCGAUUAGCCUUGACAGUCAACCCUACCGGAGAAACCUCCUAUUUGCAUUUGGAAACAACCGGAAAAUUAGAUCGCGAAUCGCAAGGCUUCUACUACUUGAAUAUUUCGGCUCGUGACGGUGGGACUCCUCCGAAAUUCGGUUAUCUCCAAGUCAACGUGACAAUUCUCGACGUGAACGACAAUCCCCCGAUUUUCGACCACAGCGAUUACAUUGUGUCUCUGAACGAAAGUGUCCCUCCUGGCACUCCGGUGUUGCAGGUGAUGGCGACCGACAAUGAUCUGGGCGAUAACGCCAAGAUAACAUAUUAUUUAGCCGAUACAGAACGCCAAUUUACGGUCGACCCAGAAACCGGGGUGAUUUCAACAACUGAAACGCUCGAAUGUCCGCAACAAAAUUGUCCGCAAACCACGAAAUCCUGUCCGAAAAGUUGCGUUUUUACGGUUUUUGCGCGAGACCACGGCUCGCCGCGCCAAGACGGCCGAACUUAUGUCACUGUUAAUUUAGUAGAUGCUAAUGAUCACGAUCCGGUCAUUAAAUUCCGGUAUUUUCCCUUCAAUGCGAUGUUUGCAACGGUGGAUGAAAACGCUGGGAACGGAUCGGUGGUGGCGGCAGUCUCCGUCGUCGAUUCCGAUGAAGGACUCAACGGCGAAACGACAGUUCGGAUUGUCUCCGGGAAUGAACUCAACCAUUUCCGGUUGGAUUAUACUCCAAGUUUUGACAUUGUGCGAGUGAAUGGGGUGUUGGAUCGUGAAGAGAUUAGCAAAUAUAAUCUGACGGUGGUGGCGACGGACAAAGGAACGCCUCCGCGAACAGCGACUGCGUUUCUAAUAAUUCAUGUUAACGAUGUCAAUGAUCACGAGCCGGUUUUUGAGAAAAGCGAAUAUUCAGCAAUUUUAAGUGAAUUAGCACCUCCUGGAACUUAUGUGGCCGGAAUAACGGCGACCGAUGAAGACUCCGGUGUCAAUGCCCAAAUUUACUAUGCUUUCGUUUCGGGAAACGAACACCAAUGGUUUAGUAUCAAUCCUGAUACGGGAUUGAUAACAACUCGAGAUACUUUAGACCGAGAAGUGCAAGGAACGGUUGAAUUAAAUAUUUCCGCAAGAGAUGGAGGACCUAACCCGAAAUGGGCUUACACACAACUAAAAGUGACGAUUUUGGACGAAAAUGACGAAGCCCCCAGAUUUUCUCAAUCAAAAUUCAAUGUUAGCUUAUCGGAAAAUGCACCUCCUGGAACUUUAAUUGCGAUGCUAACAGCUUCUGACCAUGAUCAAGGAACAAAUGGAAGCGUUGCCUAUUCACUACAUCCAGUAACUCAACAACAUUACGAUAACAUUCUAGUUUUGGAUUCUUUAACGGGACAAUUAACCACAAGAAAGAAAUUGGAUCGGGAAGAAAAUUCACAUUACGAAAUACACGUUAUCGCCAAGGACCAGGGCUUACCCCCGCAAUCUUCCACAGCAACUGUGUAUUUGAAUGUGAUUGAUGUGAACGACAACAGUCCGGAAUUUUAUCCUCAGAAUUAUUUCUUCGCCGUCCCGGAGAACGUUAAACCCGGAAGUUCGCUGGUAAAAGUGGCAGCGACCGAUAAAGACGAGGGCGAAAACGCGAUUAUCACUUACAAUCUAGAAAGUGGAGGUGACGAUUUAUUCAGUAUUGACGAAUGGACCGGUGUUAUUACAAUCCGGGGCGAUUUAAAAUCGUGGACGAAACCGAUUCAUCGAUUAAAAAUUUCAGCCAAAGACCACGGUGACAAGAGAGCUGCGGAAGAUGCCACCGUUGAGAUAAUCAAAGAACGUGACUUGGAAGAACUCCUUUUCGACAAUUACGGCUACGAAUUUAAAAUAGUUGAAGACGAUACCGAAUGGAAACGUCGCAAUGUAGGUCAAGUCCAUGUGCGAAACAACGAUGUCACUUAUUCGAUCGUUUACGGCGAUCCUGACCACAGUUUCGACAUCGACGAACGCACUGGAAAGAUAACAACUGCGAAAAAAAUCGAUCGGGAACAAACACUCUUGUAUAGUUUGACAAUUACUGCGCGUGUAGGUCUCGCUUAUGGCAAGACUCUUGUCAACAUCGUGGUUUUAGACUUGAAUGACAAUAAACCCGUCUUCGACCGCGAUAAGGACGAAGUGAAGCUCGCUGAAAACGCUGCUGUCGGCCAAGAAGUGUAUCUCGCGCGUGCUAGAGAUCUCGAUGCGGGCAUAAACAGUAGAGUGACAUAUAACCUGAAUUACAAUCCGGACGAUCAGUUCAGGAUUUCCGAGGCUACCGGAGUGAUUUAUUUGAAUCGGCCGAUAAGGGUCGAACCCGGAUUCAGUCUCCACGUUGAAGUGACGGCGAGUGACGGAGGCGAACCGCCUCUUUCAUCAAAACAAUUGGUCCAAGUCGUGAUUGAAGAUGUUAAUGAUCACACGCCGGUGUUUGAUCACACUUCCUACGAAACAUCGCUUUUAGAGUCGACUCCGGUGAAUGAAAGGUUUUUCGCAUUAGCUGCAACCGACACGGAUUUAGGUUUCAACGGAAGAAUUUCGUAUGUGAUUUCUGAAGGGAAUACUGAAGGAAAAUUCGGAAUUUUCCCAGAUGGGUAUCUGUACGUACGCCAAUCCCUCGAUCGUGAAGAUAAGGAUUAUUAUUCACUUUCGGUGACGGCGAGUGACUUGGGGAGUCCGUCGCGGUCUUCGGUUGUUCCGGUGGUCAUCCACGUUAUCGAUGAAAAUGACAAUAGUCCGGAAUUUACAAAUGCGAGUUUUAGUUUCAAUAUAAGAGAAAAUGAACCUCCCGACUCGUUCGUCGGGAAAUUAACAGCGACAGACCGCGAUAUCGGACGCAACGCUGAGUUGAUUUUCUCAUUGUCCAACUCACAGAACGAUUUCGUUAUUGAUCCGAAAAAUGGAUUUAUAAAAACUUUGCAUGUGUUUGAUCGUGAAGAACUGGUUCAAACCACCGGACUAAAUUAUUUAACACUGGAAGCCACCGUUACGGACAAUGGAACUCCUCGUCUACGUGACAAAGUCAAAGUUAAUGUUUACGUGACUGAUGUUAACGACAAUCCGCCGAAAUUCUUACGUACACCUUACCGAGUUCAAGUCUCUGAAGGUUCGCCUGUAGGAACUCAGGUCAUUAGACUGUUUACCUCGGAUGCCGACGAAGGUCUCAACGGGGAUGUUUUUUACUCGAUCGUUAAAGGCAACGAAGACGGUCGUUUUACAAUUGAAGAAGCCACUGGACAAAUAAUCUUAUCGAAAAUUUUGGAUCGCGAAACCAUGUCUAAUUAUCUCUUAACAGUGGUGGCUCGUGACGCAGGCCAAAUGAAAGAGCUGAGUUCGACUACCACCGUCAGUGUUGAAGUCAUGGAUGAGAAUGACAAUUCUCCGGAAUUCACCCAAACCAAUUCUAAAAUAAGUGUGAUUGAAACAACGCCGAUUAACACCGAACUAAUCCAGUUUCGGGCUACCGAUGCUGACUUGGGGAUGAACAGUGAAGUGGUGUUUUCGAUAAGUGCGGGUAAUCGGAAAGACACAUUUCAUGUCGAUCCGUCUUCUGGGACGUUGUAUUUGCACAAACCGUUAGAUUACGAGGAGUUGAGUGCUUAUCAGUUGAAUAUAACAGCGUCAGAUAAUGGCAAUCCGAGAUUAUCAACGACUAUUCUGUUUGCUAUUGCUGUCGAAGAUGCAAACGAUAAUCCUCCUUCGUUUCCUAGUACUGCGAUAGUCCGGCAGAUCCGUGAAGGCAUCUCUGUACACACCCCCAUAGUCACGGUUACGGCUGAUGACCCCGACUACGGCAUCAACGGCAAAGUCACUUACGCUAUAUCGCAGCAAGAACCGGAUGACAGCAAUAGACACUUUGGGAUUAAUCCGGUCACAGGGGUCAUUCAUACUCUUUUACCAAUCGACAGAGAAACCAUCGAUACUUUCCGGUUAACAGUUGUCGCAACUGACGAAGCCCAGCCUGUCUCAUCCCGCCUUUCCGCCAACAAACUCGUGACAGUCAUCGUUGAAGACGUCAACGACAAUGCCCCAGUUUUCGUUUCAAUGAAUUCAGCUGUACUUCCCCAAAACACACAUUUUCCAAAAGAAGGCGCUUUGAUUAUGAACGUCUUCGCUCGAGACCUCGAUUCUGCAACCAACGGCCUCGUCACUUACGAAUUAGCGAGCGGCUCUCAGAAUUUAUUUCGGUUAGACCAAAGUACGGGAGCUUUGCGUUUGGUCAAACCGAUCGAAAACCCGGAGCCAACCUAUCGCCUUUCGGUGAAAGCCACCGAUGAAGCGGUCCAAAACGAGCGAAAAUCCAGCGAAGCAUAUUUGACGAUAAUCACGACCGAUGUUUCGGCCAAAGGUCCCGAUUUCGAAAGCCACCUCUUCACCGGAAGCGUUUUCGAAAACGAACCUCCGGGUACGAGCAUCUUAACGGUGUCUGCGAGCUUUGACUCCGGUGAAGUGGAAUAUUACGUGACGAACGUGACUGGUGAUGGUGCUCAAGUUGACAGAUUGUUUGACAUCGACACUAAGUUGGGAGUCUUAUCAACGGCCACUCAAUUAGACAGAGAACAAGGGGUCGAUACAUACGAAGUCGAAGUUUACGCAAUCGUUGCCAGCGGAUCGCCGAAAACCAACAGGACCAAGAUCCAGAUCAAAGUCCUCGACAAGAACGACAGUCCACCCUCCUUCAAGGAUACUCCUUUAUACUACUCCAUAUCGGAAGACCUGGGGCCUGGCCAGUCCGUGGCUACUGUUAAGGCCGAUGACCCUGACACCAUCGGGGUCCUAGAAUACUCUUUGAUCCGUGGAGACGAUGGGCAUUUCGUCUUGGACAAAAACACCGGACUUCUAACUUUGGUCGACUCCUUGGAUCGAGAAACCAAAGAUGUUUACAAGUUGACAGUGAGGGCAAGUGACGGGAAUCAACACACAGACACCGUUCUCACUGUACAGAUCACUGAUACCAACGACAACCCUCCUGCUUUCCUCGAAACUGCAUACUCCUUCGACAUUCCGGAAAAUGCACAAAGGGGCCAUAAAGUGGGACAAGUGAAAGCCGUCGACGCCGAUUUGGGAAUUAACGCACAGCUCACCUAUUCAGUCAUCAGCGACUGGGCCAACGACGUGUUCUCCCUCAACCCCCAAACGGGGGUUUUCACCCUCACGUCGCGCUUGGACUAUGAAGAGGUGCAGCACUACAUUUUGGUGGUGCAAGCCCAAGAUGCAGGACAUCCGGCCCUUUCCAGCACUUUGACGGUUUAUUGCAACGUCCUGGACCUCAACGACAAUACUCCUCUCUUUGAUCCCAUGUCCUACACCAACGAAAUUUUCGAAAACGUCUCACUUGCAACUCAUAUUGUCACUGUGAGUGCCACAGAUUUGGAUUCAGGCGACAACGGAAAGAUCGUCUUUAGUAUUACGGCGGGGGACGAAAACGGCGAUUUUGAAAUGACACAGAAUGGAACCGUUAUAACUAAGAAAGAACUGGACAGGGAACGGCAAGGCUUGUACAAUUUGGUGGUAACGGCGACUGAUCAAGCGAAACCUCCCGAUCAGCGACUAUCCUCGACGGUACAGGUGACAAUAAUCCUGAAGGACGUGAACGACAUGUCCCCGGAGUUCGUCACGCCGAACGAGACCUCGGUGGCGGAGAACAUCCCCAUCAACACCGUGGUGAUGGCCGUGAAGGCCAUCGACAAAGACGAGGGACGCAACGGUUACAUCGAGUACUCCCUAUCGCCGGAUUCCGCCUCUUCAGGCACUUUCUCCUUGGGUCCCGUGGACGGCUUAUUGCGCGUUUCCGGUCGCAUCGACCGCGAAACGAAGAACAACUACACCCUCUCCAUAACGGCUCGCGACCGCGGGGACCCUCCUCGGGCUACCCAUACGAAGAUUUUCGUCCGGGUCCUGGACGAGAACGACAACAGUCCUGUCUUCGACCCGAAGCAGUACAGCGCUUCCAUCGCCGAGAACGCCUCGAUCGGCGCCAGUGUCCUCCAGGUGUCCGCGACGGACGUGGAUGACGGUCUUAACGGGCGUGUGCGGUACUCGAUUAAUUCCGGUGAUACCAACCGCGAUUUUAGUAUUGCUGAAGACACGGGUGUUGUGCGAGUGGCCAAAAAUCUGAACUAUGAGCGGAAAUCGCGAUAUGUGUUGACGGUGCGGGCCGAGGAUUGUGCAGGGGAUGUCGGAGGGGAGGCGGUGAGGGCCGAUACGGCCGAAAUUGUCAUCUCGGUGUCGGAUAUCAACGAUAAUCCACCGACGUUUUUGGAUUCACCCUAUUUGGCCUAUGUUAUGGAGAACACCAUUCCGCCCAAUGGAGGGUAUGUCAUCACCGUGCAAGCGUAUGAUGCUGACACGCCGCCGCUGAAUUCGCUGGUGAGGUACUUCAUCAAGGAGGGAAAACCGGAUACCUUCAAAAUAAAUGCCUCGACGGGAGAAAUUUCGCUACUGAGGGCCUUGGAUCGAGAAGCGCAAGCGGAAUACACUCUCUCCUUGGGCGCAAUGGACACCGGAUCUCCACCUCUGACCGGAACUGGAACCGUGAAGAUCAUAGUGCAAGACGUGAACGAUCACACUCCUGAAUUCAAAAGACAAUCUUACCAUGCCACGAUUAAUGAAAAUUCGCCUUUAUCAACCUGGGUCGUAACUCCAACAGCCACAGACAAGGAUAUCGGACUUAACGCUAAAAUACGUUACAGUCUAUUGGGGGACAAAGUUGACAGGUUUAAAAUAGACCACGAUACGGGCAUUAUCACAACAUCUGCGAUCCUGGAUAGAGAAGAGACAGAAGUGUAUUAUUUUACUGUGAUGGCACAGGAUUGCUCCGCAACUGAGCCCCGAGCAGCUGCCGUCAACCUCACAAUCACCGUAACCGACGAAAACGACAAUUCACCCUCAUUUUCGUCAACCAAAUACGAAGUCUACAUUUCCGACAAGACAAAAUCCGGUGAAUUUGUUUUCGGUGCGAGGGCUUCAGAUGACGAUAUAGGAGUCAACAAUAAGAUUUCGUACGCGUUGGCGGGCGAACACGCUGCGAACUUUACCAUCAAUCCGGAAACUGGAGUUAUCAAAGCAGGGCAAGACCUUUCUAAAUUGAGCACGAAAGUGUUCAGUCUUGAAAUCGAAGCCUCAGAUGGGGGCAAAAAACCGAGGAAGACAAGCACGGAAUUACGAGUGUUCCUCAGACCUGAUCGUCUUUUCCCCUCGUUUACCUCACCGGCGAAGACACGAUUCGUCCUUGCUGAAAAUGUGGAACAAGGGAAGUUAGUAGCGCGAUUUAAGGCAACGUCUCCGAAAAAAGGAACUGCGAGUAAUGUGAGAUAUGCGAUCGCCGGUGGGAAUAUCGGAGAAGCUCUGACUAUGGAUAGAAAUACAGGGGAAGUUCACGUCGCCGGAAGGGGAUUAGAUUAUGAAACGCUUCCGGUGUAUGAAGUUUGGAUCGAGGCGAAGGAUUCAGACGUGCCUCCUCUACGCACUGUUCUACAAUUGACGAUAAAUGUUACUGAUGCCAAUGACAAUUCCCCUAUUUUCAACAGUAAUCUCUACAACGCUUCCAUUUUAGAAGAAGAGUCGCCGCCACAACUGGUCGUUAAAGUCUCCGCUGAAGAUUCGGACUCCGGUGAGAACGGGCAAGUCACUUAUAAACUAACCGACGAUUUCGACGGCACUUUUGAAAUCGAUUCUGAAAGUGGCGAAAUCUACACCAACACGCGACUGGACCGCGAAGACGUCCCCACUUACGAGCUCACAGUCGAGGCUCUGGACCAAGGAGUGCCCCAAAUGACGGGCACGGCUACCGUUUUAGUCACAGUUCUCGACAAAAACGACAAUCCGCCGCGUUUCAGCCGUCUCUUCAGCGUGAACGUGACUGAAAACGCCGAAAUCGGGUCUUUCGUCAUCCAAGUGACAAGUUCGGAUAAGGACAUUGGUGAUAACGCAAACGCGACUUAUAGUUUCACCGAAAACCCCGGCGAGAAGUUCAAGAUUGACCCAAUCAGCGGGAAUGUAACAGUCGUGGGCCACUUGGACCGCGAGCAGCAAGACGAAUAUUUGUUAAAAGUGGCCGCGGUAGAUGGGGCGUGGAAGGCCGAAACGCCCCUCACCAUCACCAUUCAAGAUCAGAACGAUAAUGCACCCGAAUUCGAACAUUCGUUCUACAGUUUCAAUUUCCCCGAACUUCAGAGGGAUGUGGUGUUUGUGGGGCAAGUAGCGGCGACCGAUCGAGAUAAACAAGGGCCCAAUUCGGUCAUAAGCUACUCGUUGCAACAACCCUCAGACUUGUUCACGGUUGACCCCGCCUCGGGGGAUAUCUUCAGUAAGAGGAGUCUGCGAUUCAAAUACACGCAAAUGGAGUCUUCGCCGGAGAACAUGUAUUCGCUCACGAUCUUGGCUACGGAUAAUGGCAAACCACCUAUGUCUUCUGAAUGUCUAGUCACAAUCAACGUCGUUGAUGCCAAUAACAACGCACCCAAAUUUGAUAAAUCGGAGUAUCUCUCACCGGUUCCCGACGAUGCGCAAGAGGGACAAUUAUUGCUCAAAGUCACGGCGAGCGACAAGCAAGAUUUUGGUGUUAACGCUGAAAUUAAUUACGUUAUUGUUGGCGGAAACGGCUCAGAUUAUUUUGCAAUCGAUAAAUAUAAGGGAUGGAUUACGUUAACUAAACCCGUCACGGAAAUUGGACAAGAGUUCCUUCUUAGGGUUCGAGCAAUCGAUAAAGGAGUACCACCACAACAUGACGAAGUCACAGUCACACUUGUCGUUACCGGUGAAAAUAAAUUCAUGCCAGUUUUUACCGCACUGAGUUAUCAAGUCAUAGUUCCUGAAAAUGAACCUUUGGGUUCUACAAUUUUGACAGUUAAUGCGUCGGAUGAUGAUCAAGGCCCUAACGGAAUGAUUCGCUACAAAAUAUCCGGAGGUAAUGAGAGAAAAGAAUUUGCCGUCGAUCCCUAUUCCGGCGCUGUCACAAUUUUGCAACCAUUAGAUUACGACACGGUUCAGGAAUACCACCUCAACAUAACAGCCGAAGAUUUAGGUUUUAAACCUCAGAGUACCACCGCAAUGCUUACUAUCACCCUCACAGACAUUAACGAUAACUCCCCAACGUUCAAUCAAUCGACUUACGAAGCUUACAUCUCUGAGAAUCUCCCGCCGAAUAGUUUCGUUUUUCAAGUCAAAGCUACAGAUAUCGACUCGCCCAAAAACGCCAUUAUUCAAUAUUCGAUAUCAGACGGACCUGAUAAAGACAUGUUUGCAAUUGACCAAAAAACCGGCCGGGUAACUGCCAAAUACAAUUUCGACUAUGAGGAGAACGAUUUGUACACAAUCAACAUCGUGGCGAGUAAUCCAGACUCACCAAUGUUUGGCACAGCGGAACUCCGAGUCCACAUCAAUGGGGUGAAUGAAUACUACCCCCGAUUUAUCCAACCUGUCUUUCAUUUCGACGUUUCCGAAUCAGCGGAAGUUGGGACUCAAAUCGGGACUGUGCAAGCAACGGAUCAAGACGCCGGCGAUGACGGCAAGGUCUAUUACCUCUUCGUUGGUUCAAGCAACGAUCGCGGUUUUAACAUAAAUUCCGAGAGUGGAGUUAUAAGAGUGUCCAGGAGUUUGGAUCGGGAGACCCAAAGUCGAAUCGUGCUAACAAUCAUGGCGAAAAACGCAGGUGGCAUUCGGGGGAAUGACACAGACGAAGCUCAAGUCAUCGUCGAGGUGCAAGACGGUAAUGAUCCACCUGAAUUCCUCCAAACUUUGUACGAAGUGGAAAUUUCCGAAGGUGCCCCAGUCGGGUCCAAAGUAACAUCGGUUAAAGCCGUCGAUAAAGACGUUCGGCCCCAAAACAAUCAAUUCAGUUACUCAAUUAUUGGCGGUAAUAUCGAACAAGCUUUCAAGAUUGAUCCUCAAUCGGGUCAAAUCGAAACAGCGCGACUUCUCGACCGGGAAACCAUCCCCGAAUAUUCUCUAGUAGUCGGAGGAAUUGACACCGGUUUGCCACCCCAGACCGGUACCACGACUGUUAAAAUCCACAUCAGUGAUAUCAACGACAACGGUCCCACUUUUGAUCCGCGAGUUGUGGGGAAAGUGUUAGAGAAUGAGCCACCGAAUACCAAAAUCAUGACACUCUCGGCCAAAGACCCGGAUUUGCCCCCAAACGGUGCUCCUUUCACUUACAAACUGAUCGGAGGAAAACACCGAGAUUAUGUCAAAAUUGAUAAACAUUCAGGAGUUGUCGUAACGACUAAAAUGAUCGACAGAGAGGUAAUCCCUCAGUUGGAAAUUUUGGUCGAAGUUGAAGACAGUGGCAGUCCGAAAAUGAAGUCACAACAUGUGAUCACGAUCGAGGUUUUAGAUCAGAAUGAUAGUCCUUCGAGUGCGAGAUCGGUCCAUGUCUUGGUCUAUGCGUUUAAUGGGGUUUUCCCGGUUGGAAAAAUCGCAGAUGUUCAUCCGAACGAUCCUGACAUCGUUGGCGAUUACAAGUGCAAAAUUUUACAAGCUCCUGCUAGUUCAGGGAUUCUUUCGAUCCCGUCCGGUUGUAACCUUUUUGCUUCUAAAGUGUCUCCAGGUCAGGGCUACUCGUUAUCUGUGUCAGGAAAUGACGGCAAGCAUUUUGAUGUUGUCUCGACUGUUACCGUCGAAUUUGUUACAUUUAGUAACGAAACGGUUGAACAUUCCAUCACAAUGAAGAUUAGUAAUCUGACUAGUCAACAAUUUCUGGCCCAAAACUACAGAGGUCUUCUUGACAUCCUCAAAACGUCUCUAUCACCCGGCGAAACAGUUUUACUCUACGGCUUACACGACACCGACGAUGGCCUCGAAUUAACACUAGCGGUAAAAAGUGGUCUCAACUACCACAACAAGGAUUCCGUGAUUGAAAAAAUAAGAAAAAAACGCGAAUCAAUUGCGAGUCUCUUCCAAACUAGCGAAAUUUCAAUCGGUUACACUCCAUGUAACGAAGACACUUGCGAAAAUGGCGGUAUUUGCACUGCCGAUAUCAACGUCAAGAAAAACGUGAAAAUAACAGACAGUCAAAAUAUUGUUUUUACCUCCCCUGUGAUCCUCCACGAGUUCAAUUGUCAAUGUGCAGACGGUUUUGCCGGUAAAAGCUGCAACAAACGCCAAGAUCCCUGCCAACCAAACCCGUGUAAAUCCGGGGGUCAAUGCCGUCGACAAGGUUUCAACUUUCAUUGCGUUUGUCCCCUUUCCAAAGACGGGAAAUACUGUGAAAUGGAACGCGGAGACGCCUGUUCGGAAAAUCCGUGCCAAAACGGCGGCUCUUGUCGUCAGAGUCCUGACGGGUCUUCUUUCUUCUGUUUGUGUCGUCCGGGGUAUCGCGGGAACCAAUGCGAGGCUCUCGCCGAUUCCUGCAGACCUAAUCCGUGCCUCCACGGCGGUCUUUGUGUCAGUCUCAAGCCUGGCUACAAGUGUAGUUGCACUGAUGGUCGGUAUGGGCGCCACUGCGAAAAGUCCACCUACGGGUUCGGAGAAUUGUCAUAUAUGGCUUUCCCCUCACUGGAUGCUGCUACCAACGAUAUAACUUUCAUUUUUUCGACAACUAAACCAAAUUCGCUGUUGGUGUACAACUACGGAUUGCAAACCGGCGGAAGGAGUGAUUUCGUAGCUGUGGAAUUGGUGGAUGGCCGCGCUGUUUUCUCCUUCGGCGGCUCUCGGACGGCCGUUACUUCCAUCAGUGUUGGAGGCAAAAAUAACAACUUGGCUGACGGAAGCUGGUAUAAAAUUAUAGCAACUAGAAAUGGCCGAGUGGUGUCAUUAAGUGUCGCUUCUUGUACCGAACAUGGUGAUGUAUGCGAAGAAUGUCGUCCUAACGACAACUCUUGUUAUGCUGACGAUAUUGGACCGGCAGGGACUUUAAACUUCAACAACCAACUUUUAUUGAUCGGUGGUUUGAACAGUGCCGAUCCGGUCCUUGAAAGGCCCGGCCAGAUACAUUCUGAUGAUUUGGUCGGUUGUGUGCACAGUGUUUCCGUCAAUGGACGACUUCUCAAUCUCAGUCAUCCACUCCAUUCCGAUGGAAUCCAAAAUACGUGUAUCCGAAGAGGCUCAUGUACUGGAAUUUCCUCGGAUCCUUGUCUCGGAUACGGGACUUGUUUAGACCACUGGAGUGCAGUGAGUUGCGAUUGUGGCAAUAGUCUCAUCGCGCCGAAUUGCCAGGGGGCCCUCCAACCGAUAAGUCUGAGCGAUGGGGCUUUCGUCGAGUUCGCAAUCUCGAAAAAACACAAACGAAUGCAACUUUUGGAGAUAUUUUACGGUGGCUCCACUUUAUGGAAACAAAAAAACUCGAAGGAAUCGUCAAGUAAAAGUAUCAGUUUGUUGUUCCGGACUGUACAAAGCCAAGGCGUGCUGUUUUACGCCACGAGUAAUAAACAAUAUACCUCAGUAGAAUUAAUCGACGGACAAAUCAUUUACAUGAGCAAAUUAUCGAAUAGUGUGAACAUGACUGACUCUCACGUGAGAGUAACAGACGGACAGUGGCAUAAUUUGACCCUUCAUUCGCACAGUCGAGUGCUUGAGAUACUUUUGAACGGUGUUAAAAUCGGCGACGAGCUGGAUUCGGAAGGUGUCCAUGAUUUCCUCGACCCGUAUCUCACAUAUUUGUCACUGGGAGGUGCUCAAACGAGUCUUUAUUACGCUCGGGGAUCGGUACCACAAGCUUUUGAAGGUUGCAUUACCAACUUCACCAUCAAUAACAAAAUUCAGCCUUUUAAUGGUUCAGGUUCGAUCUUCAAACAAGUUAUUUUUAAAGGAAAAGUCACAAAAGAGUGCAAUGGCCCCAUCGGUGUCGGGGCCGCUGCAACCACAGACCCUCUCAGUAUCGGAAUAACACUCGUCAUCGUAUUCUUUGUGGUGUUACUUGUGGCCAUAUUAGUUUCGUUUGUAGUUUUUAGAUUAAGGAAACAGCACAAAGAGAAAGGUGGCGCUCCGGGAAGUCCUUCGGGCCUACACAGCAAACAGAACGGAAGUGCCACUAUGAUGAGUACUAACGGUUUAAAUGCCGUCAAUGAUAAUAUCCUAGGACGUAGUUUACACUCUGGUGAUAAUUCUUUGGGUUAUCAUUCCGAAAACGGCGAUGUUAUCAGAGGAAUCGGUGGCCAUUCGUUAGUAGGCCCCGAAUUGUUAUCGAAAAAGUACAAAGAACGAGAUAUCAUUCAGGGAGAGCUAACCCGACCUCAAAGACCGGAUAUUAUCGAACGAGAAGUUAGCAAAAACUUGCCGAUGAGAGAGGAGCACCAUCCGCCUUUACCCCCAACGUCGAACCACAACCACGAUCAUGGGGGCAACGACUUGAAUUCGGAAAUUCCCGAACAUUAUGAUUUGGAAAAUGCUAGUUCGAUUGCACCUUCCGAUAUAGACAUUGUUUAUCAUUAUAAGGGUUAUAGGGAGGCGGGGGGCGUUCGAAAAUAUAAAGCGACUCCGCCCCCAGUUGCCGGUUACCACCAUAAACACGCUUCUGGUGCUCAGGGACAAGCCCAACAUCGGCACUCUCCUCACCAUCCCACGGGAUACCCACCUAGAGCUCCUCCCGUGACUAGUCCAGGUUCGAGGCCCCAUCAAAGUACUCCAUUGGCUCGUUUGAGUCCUAGUAGCGAGAUGAGUGCCCAACAGCCUCGAAUUUUGACACUCCAUGACAUCAGUGGUAAACCUCUACAAAGCGCUUUGUUGGCUACCACGUCGAGUUCCGGAGGCGUAGGUAAAGACGUCCUUCAUAGUAACAGCGAGAGGAGUUUGAACAGUCCCGUUAUGUCACAGCUGAGUGGCCAAAGUUCCAGUAGUCGUAAAGCAGCAGCUCCUCCUCCUGUCACAAAUUCCCUCACCGCGGAAGAGAUCGAAAGACUCAAUUCGAGGCCGAGGACUUCGAGUCUAGUCUCGACUCUCGACGCUGUUUCCAGCUCGAGUGAAGCUCCCCGAGGUGGAGUCAACAACCACUUGAACCAUCUGCACCAUUCGCCUGUCCCUGAAACUCAUCACAGUUCCACGACGACGGAUGAAAGUGGCAACGAUAGUUUCACGUGCUCGGAAAUAGAGUACGAUAACGCGAGUCUGGCGGGAGAUAAGUACAAGAGCAAUGAGCCAGAUUCGCGAAGGAACGAUUCGAGCACAGGAAACAAGAACAAUCUGCCUCUGCCUUCGUACGACGGGUUCGAUUCUUCGUACAGAGGGUCGAUGAGCACGUUGGUGGCCUCUGAUGACGAGCUGGAAGGACCGAUGUACAGGCCGUCGACGGGGUCGCCGUCCACCACUGGGCUCGGAUGGGAUUACUUGUUGAAUUGGGGGCCCAAUUUUGAAAGUCUAGCGGGAGUGUUUAAAGAUAUUGCCGAGUUACCUGACUCUGUGAAUGGAAGGGUGCCAUCCUCGUUAAGGCUAACGAAUGCGCCCAAGCCUUCCGAGGAAUAUGUAUAAUAGUGCCGUAUUUAAAAGACUCGAUUUUUACGAUUAAUGAACCCUUGUAUCAAGGAUUUUCUAUUUUCUUGCCAUAUUUUUGUGUAAAUUAUUGUGUCAGCGACAAAUUGAAAAAUCGUCUUCCUGUUUUUAAGACUUUUGUAAAUACCUUUUUUACUAAAACGUGUAGAAACGAAUACUUAUUUAAUGAAUAAAACUAACUUGAAAAAUUAAA